This is a messenger RNA of Tetrahymena thermophila SB210, 5760 nucleotides long. RefSeq lists its product as hypothetical. The record is from RefSeq and is a predicted model, not a curated record. Lineage: Eukaryota; Ciliophora; Oligohymenophorea; Hymenostomatida; Tetrahymenidae. The transcript has 19 exons.
AAAAUUUAAGCAAAAUCAAAAAAAGAUUCAAAUUAGCAAGAAUAAACAAGAAUUUCUAAAGCCAAAGAUUAAAAUUUUUAAAUAGGUAUGAACUAUUUCUGUGGAAGUACAAGAGAUAGUAGCAAUAUUGAGAGGCUAAGUCAAAAAGAAUAAUUUUAUAGUGGGAUUAGUAAUAAUUAAUAGUAAAAUUAGACAUAAUAAAACCAAUUAAAUGGUUAUAAUAUGAGUUUCUAUUAGCAAGAUUAAGGACAAAAAAAAGAAAGGUCUUAAAGCGAGAUAGUAGUCAGAAAUUUUGAUACUGCACUUUCUUAUGAAUAUUAAAUGAGUUAGAAAGAUAAGACAGAUGAAGCAUAUCCAAAUAAAAUGGCUAACAGAAGUUCAAGCGCUUCGUCUAAUUCAUUUCUAUUUAAUUAGCAUGGGCAUAAAUAUAGCUUUAAUUCAGAUUUUAUAUCAGAUGAAAAAUAUUUUGAAAAUUAAGUAAAAAGAUCUAGUAAUAAUUAGGCUUUGACAAUAUCUAAUAAUUAGUCUCAAGUUCUCCUUAUUUAAACUGAAUCAAAUAUCAAAGAUUUUGAGAUUAAGAAUAUAAAAGAGAAAAUUUUAGAAGAGAAUAAUAGCGAUAAUAAUAGUAGCUAUGUGCAUAAGUACAAAGAGCCCAAUUAUUCAUCUGCAAAAAAAUAAAUAGAACAGCUAAAUGAGCAUGUCCGCACACUAGAAAAGUAGAAUUAGUUACUUUAGUCAACAAAUAGAAAUUAAAGUUCGACUUCUUUAGAUGUUAAGAAUUAUUAAUUGGAAAGUCAUUCAAAUUUUAUUUCUCCUAAUUCUAAAUAAGAUAGAUUUGUUAAUGAUAUUCUCUAUGAAAAUAAGUAGCUCUCUAUAUCUAUCAAAUAGCUUGAAGAUAAAAUUCAGAACUAUAGAUAUAUUGAUAUUAAAUACAACUAGCUUUAAACAAAAGUUGUACUAUUAGCCAAUCAGCUAGAGUAGACAUCUUAGUUUUUAGAAUAAAGAGGAUUUGAAUCUUAGGAACUGAAAUAGAAAUAUUUUAAAUUAGAAUAAGACUACAUAAAUUUAUAGAAAACGUUAUACUCAUUAAAAGGUUAAAAUACUUAAGGGAGAUCAAUUUAGGAUGUGUUUGAAGAACAAGUUAAACAGUAUCAAUCAGUUGAAAAGUAGAAUUUAUAAUAUAAAAUUCAAAUUAGGGAAUUAGAAGAAUUGUCUUUAAAAUAAUAAGAAUAGCUAACACAAUUAUAAUAAAAAUAUAACAAUUAAGAAUAAACAUAAUAAAUAAAUUUAAAAUUCUUAAAAGAUGAAAAUUCUAGUUUGAAAGUAAAGCUUUAGGAGGAAUAAUAACAAAAAGAACUGUUAAGAAAUAUUUAAGAUAAUAAGCAGGUCCCUCUUUUAAAAUAGCAAGCUUAAUAAAUGAUUGACUAAAUAACAAAAUUGAGUGAUUAGCUUAAGGUGAAAGAUCAAGAUCUGAUUAAAGCAAAAAAUAAUUUAUUAGAGAUUCAAUAUUCAUAAUAGAAUGAAAAUAUUUAGCUGAAAUAAAAAUUAUAGGAAAGUGAAUUAAAUCUCUAGUACUGGAAAACUAAAUGUGCAGACACAGAAGCAGAGAAGAAUAUGUGGAUAUCUUAAUAUAAUUAGUCAGUUCUCAACUAAAUCGCUUAGGAUAAAAAAAUUUAGGAUUCUAAAAUUGAAAUUGAUAAUUAGCAUAAAGAAUAUUUAAAGGUACAAAUAGAUGAAUAGAAAAAAGAAGUUGAUUCCCUAAAGAUUUUAAACUCAAAUUUAUAAUUAGAGAAUAAAAUAUUAAGUGAACAGAUAAACUAACUAAAGGAAUCAGUCACUAGCUUCUAAUAUAAAUCUUAAUUUAAAGACUAAUACUUGGAGUAGAAUUAAUAGAGUAAUUUAGAGGCUUAGAUUUAAUAAUUAAAAUCAGAUUUAUAAACUAAAGAGACUAAAGUAAAAUAAUUACAAUAGUACUUAGGGUCACUAAUCAGAGAUUUAGAAUAACUAAAUUAAAUUGUGAGAUAAGAAAAUUAAGAAAAAUUGAGUAAAAGUAAUAUUGAGGAGCAGUUAAAUUUAGAAUAAGGUAGAAACGAAAUAUUAAGAAAGCAUUGUUAAGAAUUAGAAUUAAAGAUAAAAACUACUUAAAAUAAUUUGGGUUCGAAUUAGAGCAUAGAAAGUACUGAAGAUACAGAAAAAGUAAAAAGAAAUAAAAAAUAAAAAUAAAACAAGUAAGUAGAGCUUGAUAAUAAUAGUAACACAGUUCGAUCUAACUCUAAAAAUGAGGAAAUCUAAAAAUAUAUUCAAUAAUAAGAUUAAAUAAAUAAUUUAGAAAAAUAGAUUUUACAACUUUAAAUAUAUGAAAGCUAAGAUUAGCAAAAUUAAAUUAGAAUUAAAGAGUUGAAUGAGAAAAUAAAUUAACUAUAGCUCUAAAAUUUAGAACUCGAAGACAAAAUUAAACUAAAAAGUAAAGUUGAUACAAUGCUAUCAGCUAACUAAAAUUAAAAUCAAGAGGAUGAAAAAAAAAUGAUAGAUUUGUUAGUUUAAAUUGAAGAGUUAAACAAGAUAAUUAAUUCUUAAAAUUCCAAGGAGUAAUAAUUGAUUGAAGAAAACAGUUUAUUAAAAUCAUAAUUAAAAACACUUUAAGAUCUAUAAAUUCAAAAUGAGGAACUUGUAAAAUUCUAAAAAAAUUAUAUAAAAGAGAAAUAAAUAAUCGAAGAUAGGCUUAAGGAUUUAGAUUAAGUAAUAGAAAAAAACAAUUCUUAAUAUAAAAAUAAGAUAGAAGAACAGAGAAUAACAAUUAAAAAUUUAGAAAAAAGAAUAGAUUUAUUUAAAUCAUAAAGUGUGAAUAACAUCAAAGAUAAAACAAAUUUCGAAUAAGAUUUUUACUCAAUUUAAAACAUAAAUGCAGAGUAUUCUCAGUAAGUAUAAAAAUUAAAAAAUGAAUUAGAAGUUCUUUAAGUCAAGUACAAGCAGUUGUAGGUUGAUAACAGCUAAUUAAAAGUGCAAUCAGAAUAACAGAACAAGGUAUACAGCUAAAAUAAAAAGGAGUUUGGAGAAUUAUAAUUUUAGUUAAAUUAGGCAAACUCUAAAGUCCUUCUUUUAGAAAACCAAAUAAAGCAAAAAAUUGUUGCUGAUAAUGAUAAUGAAAAAUAAUCUGAUACAAUUAAAGGAAAUGAUUACUUUUCAAGUGAAUUGAUAAAACUGCAAGCUGAAUUUAAAAAUUAAGAUAAAAAACUGGAAAUAGAAAAGAACUAAAACUUAAUACUACAAAAUAACAUAAUUAACUUACAAAAGAUAAUAAACUAAAAGCAAUAAGAACUUAAGAAUGAAAAAGAAGAGAGCAAUACAAAAUUUAAUUUACUUGAGUAGAAUGUAAAUGGCUUGAUACAGUAAAAUUAAUCUUUAAAAUAGCAGAUAUCUGAAAAAACUCAAAGUCUUCAAGUUUUGCAGAACAAUUACGACUAAGCAACAAAAAAAUUAAAAGAAAAAGAAAAAAAUAAAGCCUUGGCUUUAUCAUUUGGAAACAAUGAAUUAAGAAUGCAAUAAAUUGAGAUUGAGCUUAAUGAAAAAAAUAACCUUUUAUAGAAUAAAGACCUUUAAAUUAAAAAGCUUAUGUAAGUUUAGGAACUGUAUGAAAAAUAAUAAAAUUAAUUGAAUCAGCUUAUUCAAGAUAGUGCUUGUUUACAGUAAGAGCUUUCUAGGUCAAAAGAAGAAUUUAAUAAAAAAGUAUAGGAAUAAAUAGAUUUAGAAAGCUAAAUAUUUAAUUACAAAGAACAAAUUUUCAAACUUGAGUUAUAAUUGAAAAAAUAUUAAAGUAAUUUAAAUGUUGAUAAUAUAUCAAGUGCUUCAAAUACUCUUUAAGAUUAAAAUGAUUAAAGAAGUUAGGAUCUGUUAAAUUAAAUUUAAAGGAUAAACAGUUAAAAUAUGCAGUUAAAAUAAAGCUUAGAUCUUGUAAUUGAACAAAAUAAUAAACUAGCUGACGAAGUUUUAUUAUAAAAAAAUUAAAUGAAUUCAAUGAAUCAAUAAAUUCUUUAAUAUUAAUAAACUAUUUCUCAACUUGAAGAUGAGUAAAAUGAAAAAACCAAAAAAUCGAAGAAAAUAGAUAUGCACAGCAACAAUUUAGAAUUAUAAAUUAGAGAACUUGAAGAUUAAAUAAGAUCAAAAGAUUUAUUGGUCAAUAGUAUCUAACUAGAAUUAGAUAAUUAUAGAAUUACUUCUAGUUAAAAACUAAGUAGCAUUUAGAACUAGGUUGAUGAAAAAACAAAGAAAGUAGAAAAAUUAGAAUAAAUUUAUUAAGAGAGUGAAAAAAACUUUUAAAAACAUCUUGUUGAAUUAAGCAAGAAAGAUUAAGCUAUUAAAAAUUUAUAAAUCUAAAUGAGUGCUUUAGAAAGUAAAAAUCUUCAUGUGGUUAAUGAUCUCAAUUUGAUUUAAUAGAGAGAAGCAACUUUAAACACUUAAGUGAAGUAGUUAGUUCAAGAAAAUAGCUAGUUAAGAGCAUAAAAAAUAAUUUCAGAUGCAAGUCAAAUGAAUUUGAGUGCUCUUAUUAAAGAAAAUUAAAUUUUAAAAGAACAGCAUUUAACUAAAAUUGCUCUAAUUAAAUAUUAAGUUAAAAAUUUAUUCAAUCACGAACUUAAAUAAUCAAUUGAAAAAGUAAAACAAAUAUCUCUACAAAAAGAAUAAUAGCUUCAUGCGACUAUAUAAAUACUUUAGCAAUAACUUUAAGAAGAGAAGAGCAAGUAUGAAUCUCUUCAAACUACGUAUACUUCUCGAAAUAAAAAAAGCUAAGAACAUAUUAAUGCUGAUGAACUUAAAUAAAAUUAAAUUAUAAUAUCAAAUAAAUAUCAAUCUACUGAUUUAAUUUUAGACCCCUAAUAAAUUUUUUCUACCCUUUCUUAAGUGGUAAAUGAUAAUACUUCUCUUAAGAAGUUUAUUGAAGAAAUGUCAGUAAAGAUUUUGCAGAUGCAAGAAACUUUGCAUAACUCAUUAGAGCUUCUAUGGAAAGAGUAAAAUGUUUUUAUGUCAUGCAAUUUAGACACACAAGAAGAGUAAACUAAUUCAUCGAUUUAGCAUCAUCAAAUUGAAAAAUAGGUUAAGUAAAUUAUUUAAAACUUAAAUUAAUUGAAGAUGCAUAAAGAUGAAUAAAAUGUCUCUUCUGGGAACUUAAAUUAUCAAGAUUCAUCUUCUUUACCUAUAAGCCUGCAAGCUAUUAAUAAGUAACAAGAAGAUGAUGGUAAUAAUCAAAGCUGCUUACUAAAAUAAAUAACUCAAUUUACUUAAUAUACUUAAUAAGAACUUGAAAAUGUUGUCCAACAAAUUGAAUUCUUAGAAAAAUAAAAUAAAUUAUUAAAGAAUUAAUUAUAAAAUACACAAAAAGAAAACAACAAAUUACUUAUAGAGUUAAAAGUUGUUAAGGAGCAAUAUAUAAAUACCAAAUAUUCAACCAUUUUACAUUCAUCAAUAAUGAAACAAGAAGGAGAAUAAUCAUAAGAGCUUAAAGAGUAGAACUAAAAUAUUCUUUAAUAAUUAAGUAAUACCAACAUUUCAGAGGAAUAAAAAAUAGUUUAUUUGAUGAUGCAAAAUAAAUAAUUGAUUGAAAUGAUCAAAACUUUUUAAAUAAAUGAAGCUAAGAGAAGUGAAUAAUUAAAUUCCAGCAAUAUUUAAUUAUAUAUGGCUUUAAAGGAUAUAGCAAAUUUUAAAUCUAAAAACUUUAAUUUUGAAACAAAAAUACCAUUUUUUGAAAGCGAAUAAUCUAUUAUUUGA